AUGCAUACCUCACAUCGCAUCGUACAGUUCGCCCAACCGUUAGCGUCAGCCUACUCUACGACUCCAACGCUUGUGAAGCCUUACAUCGAUUCAUCCGUAGAUGCUGUGGUACGACGACCUACUGAACACCAUCCUAUAGCCCACCUCGCCAUCUCCAUCGCCAUCUCCAUCUCCAUCGCCGUCGUCAUCGAUUCCUCCUUCUUACGUCCCACGACCCAUCUUGAGGUUUUCAACUUCCGAGGAGGCAACGCGACCAACGGACAACGACAACACGCGAACCCAUACAUCCGUCCAGGCCCCGAUUUCAGAGGGGAUACGUUUCCCGCCCAUCGAGGACCAGACGAUGCACAGGCCGGUUUCAUCGCCAGUUACUAG
Molecule: messenger RNA, 375 nt
Organism: Coprinopsis cinerea okayama7#130
Lineage: Eukaryota; Fungi; Basidiomycota; Agaricomycetes; Agaricales; Psathyrellaceae
Exons: 2
Coding region: 1-375 (124 amino acids)
Source: RefSeq, a predicted model, not a curated record